AUGCAGCGCAUUUCACCCCACUUUGUCUGCCCCGCGCUCCUCCAAGACGCCCUCCGUCUCACUUUCGCCUACAGCAAAAUCAGCCCAACGCCAAUUCGUCUGCGACUCUCUGCACCCCGCCGCCGGCUCUGCACGCAGGCCCCGCCUUUGGUUGACGACGACAUGGGUAAAGAGGACAAGAGCAAGAGCUUCAACUUGAAGGUGCCUAAAGGCACACGCGAUUGGACCGGCGAAGACGCUGCUCUCCGCGACCGGCUAUUUCAAACGGUGACUGAAGUCUUCAAGCGCCACGGGGCGACGACACUCGACACGCCCGUUUUCGAGCUCAAGGAGAUUCUCAGCGGCAAAUAUGGAGAGGACUCGAAGCUGAUCUACGACCUGCAAGAUCAGGGUGGCGAGCUAUGCUCUUUGCGCUAUGAUCUUACGGUUCCGCUUGCACGAUGGCUCGCCAUGAACCCGAGUGUACAGAGCUUCAAGCGAUACCAGAUUGCGAAGGUGUACCGGCGGGAUCAGCCAGCAAUGACCAAAGGUCGCAUGCGAGAAUUCUACCAAUGCGAUUUCGACAUUGCAGGCUCCUAUGACACCAUGAUUCCCGAUGCCGAGGUGCUCAAGAUCACAACCGAUGUCUUCGAUGCGCUAGACUGGGGUUCAUAUACAAUCAAGAUCAAUCACAGGAAAAUUCUGGAUGGCCUAUUCAAGGCGGCUGGUGUGAAGGAAGAGCUAAUACGUCCAAUCAGCUCGGCUGUGGACAAGCUCGACAAACUACCGUGGCCGGAGGUGAAGAAAGAGAUGGAGACGAAAGGUCUUCCAACAGAAGUCGCAGACAAGAUUGGUGAAUGGGUACAGCGCAAAGGCGGCGACGACAUUAUCGAAUUUCUCAAAACAGACGAGGUUCUCUCAAAAUCCGAGGAUAUCAGCCAAGGUGUUCGGGAGAUGGAGCUGCUCUUCGCCUACCUGGACGCUUUCGGCUCCCGGAAGAGAAUAUCCUUCGACCUCUCACUUGCUAGAGGCCUAGACUACUACACUGGUCUGAUCUAUGAGGUUGUCACCGAAGGGUCAGCACCGCGUGUGCAAGGACAGCAGCAAGAGAUUGGUGUAGGGAGUGUGGCUGCGGGUGGUCGAUAUGACCAGUUGGUCGGCAUGUUCAGCGGCAAGCCUAUUCCUUGUGUUGGCAUCUCUUUCGGAAUUGAUCGAAUCAUCAGCAUCAUGAAAGCGCGCGGUCAAUCGACACAACGUGCCAAGGACGUUGAUGCGUUUGUCAUGGCGUUUGGUGGCAAAGGCUUCACGGGCAUGCUGACGGAGCGUAUGCAAGUUGCACAGGAGUUAUGGGCUGCAGGUAUCAAGGCCGAGUUUUCUUACAAACUGAAGCCGAAGGUGCAACAGCAGUUCAAGCAGGCCGAAGUGGCGGGUGUUCCACUUGCUGUCAUUCUUGGGGAGGACGAGCUCAAAGAGGGCAAAAUCAAGAUCAAGGUUCUCGGGAUCAAGGACGAAAAUGACCCGGAGAAGGACGGUGUGUUGGUUGACCGGAGCAACAUGGUUACAGAGAUUCAGAAAAGGCUGUGAGGGGCAGCUCCAAGGUUGCGGCGAGUGGUAGCAUGCGGACUGAUAGUGCGUUAUAGAUACCCAUAGACUACUUUCUGCGCACCCACCUUGUUUGGCAAUGGGGAAGAAUGGGAUGUUAGGGGAAAGUUACAAUGGCCAAAGCACGUGUGACCGUUUGA
Molecule: messenger RNA, 1721 nt
Organism: Pyrenophora tritici-repentis Pt-1C-BFP
Lineage: Eukaryota; Fungi; Ascomycota; Dothideomycetes; Pleosporales; Pleosporaceae
Product: HisS, Histidyl-tRNA synthetase
Biological process (GO): histidyl-tRNA aminoacylation; mitochondrial translation
Cellular component (GO): mitochondrion; cytoplasm; cytosol
Molecular function (GO): histidine-tRNA ligase activity; ATP binding; RNA binding
Source: RefSeq, a predicted model, not a curated record